GUGUACUUAAGUGCUGUAUAUAUUGUCAAAAUAAAGUUAACCAAAGGCAAAAGGAUUAAAGCGUGUCACAUUUGUUGAGUCAAAGGCUCUCGUCGAUAUGCAAAGUAAGCCAAAACCGCUGAGCUGGAUAUCAAGCAGAAGCGGUGGUUUCUAGUAUUCAACGGUUGCUAUGGCGAUUGAACGUAAUUAAAACGCAUUUUCUGGUAGGUUGCGCAGAAUAUGAUUUCUCAGCAUUUGCAGAAGCUGUUGAAGGAUAAGUCACACAUGCAAGCUUCUAACAGAACUCAUUGUAGUAAGCGCCAGAGUAAAACCAUUUCGGGCAUGCAGCUGCUCUUGCCACAACUGUUGCAUGCAACAUGGAUGGCGAGAACCGAAUUAUAUUAAACGUGGGCGGAAUACGAUAUGAAACCUACAAGGCUACACUUAAAAAAAUUCCCGCAACUCGCCUCUCACGUCUUACCGAAGCACUGGCUAACUAUGAUCCAGUUCUCAACGAGUAUUUCUUUGACCGACAUCCUGGAGUAUUUACGCAAAUUCUCAACUACUACAGAACUGGAAAGUUGCACUAUCCGACAGACGUUUGCGGACCACUAUUUGAGGAGGAACUGGAAUUCUGGGGGCUGGAUUCCAAUCAAGUAGAACCUUGCUGUUGGUCGACCUAUAGCAUACAUCGCGACACUCAAAACACUUUGGCCAUUUUGGAUAAGCUAGACAUUGAAAAUGAGAAGCCCACGGAUGAGCAGAUAGCGCGUCUAUUCGGCUUCGAGGAGGCCCUGAGCAAUGGCGAGCUUAAUUGCUGGCAGCGAUUAAAGCCAAAAAUUUGGGCCAUGUUCGAUGAGCCCUCAAGCUCAACGGGCGCUAAGAUCGUGGCUGGUAUGUCGGUUUUCUUUAUAUUUGUUUCUGUGAUAUCAUUCUGCCUGAAAACCCAUCCCGGUUUUCGCGUUGACCUGCCAACCAGCUACGAGACCGGCGGUGGCUCUCUAUUGGAUCCGUCUAUACCUCACUCGGCUUCACCACAUCAUCACCAUCAGCCACAACAGCAUCAGUAUCAUCAGCAUAGUAUAACGCCACCUAGCGGCAGUAUUGGUCCCACAUUUCGCGUCACGAACUACACAAGCUACAGUAUUGGUAAUUUAAGUGCCGCCCAAGCUACUCCCAUUGUCACAAUCAAGGGCUAUCAGCAGCAGCAGCGCCUCAAACGAGAAAUUCUCAAUGCCAGCUGCUCUAGUGGGAUUGACAAUAAUGGAGCGGGCCGGCAGCACGGGUGGGUGGAGACCUAUGGUCAGCCACAUAAGGCUUUUUUUUACGUGGAACUGGUUUGCAAUGUCUGGUUCUUUAUUGAGGUCAUAAUUAGGCUAAUCGUGUCACCCAACUUCUGGCAGUUUAUUAAGUCUCCGGUUAAUAUCAUUGAUUUUACGGCUACGUUAAGCUUCUAUACGGACGUCAUGCAGCGUAUGGGUGAAUACACUGGUCUACUGGAGGCCUUUUCCAUAGUUCGCAUAAUGCGACUAUUUAAACUCACCAGACACUCUCCCGGACUCCGCAUUUUAAUUCACACGUUUAAGGCAUCAGCCAAGGAGCUUACUUUAUUGGUCUUUUUUCUUGUGCUGGGCAUUGUCUUCUUUGCCAGUCUGGCGUAUUACGCCGAAAAAUUGCAGGACAACCCAGAUAACCAGUUCAAGAGCAUACCUCUGGGACUCUGGUGGGCCAUUGUGACUAUGACUACGGUUGGAUAUGGUGAUGUGGCCCCCAAAACUUAUCCAGGCAUGUUUGUGGGAGCUCUUUGCGCUUUGGCCGGUGUCCUGACCAUUGCACUACCCGUACCUGUUAUCGUUAGUAACUUCUCCAUGUUCUAUUCGCACACUCAGGCACGAUCUAAGCUACCAAAGAAAAGACGACGUGUUUUGCCUGUAGAGCAACCCCGGCGUAAGCGAGAACCACCGCCACCACAUCGUGGCCGAACAAAUGCUAUUAAACAGUCACCGCCAACCGUUCCUGGCUUUGUCCCUGGAACAACAGUGUCGGGGGCGCCACCUCCUAUGUUUAAGGAUGCUUUUGGCAGCGCAAAAAUAGCGGACUAUUUGAGUGUGCCAACAGUACAAAGCUUGCAGCCAAGGGCAGCGACUACUGGACACGACUUCUUGCUGCCGCUUCAGCCGAAACUAUUGGCCCCUUUGGAGCGAAAGGAUCAGCAUCCUCUGCAGCUGACCGCACACAAUUUGGCCUCGGACACGCAUCAACUGUAUGCAAGCCAAGCCCACAUACAUAAAAAAGGCAUUGCAUUGAAUGUCCCACCCACACUCAGCAUGACCCACUCACAGAUGCCGCCGGGCAUGGCCAGCAUGGGUCAACGGACGCCAAAUCUCAGCUACCGAGCAACUCACGCUCCCAUCCAACAGCCCAUUCCGCAUCAGCAUAACCAAAUGCAUAUGCAGUAUAUAAAACCUACUAUGUCUUUGGACAGUGAAGGGGAGUCCAGCAACUGCAGCAUUAAAAUCUCAGUUGGCGCAGCAGUUGUUUCCCGUAGUGAUGAACUGAAGACACCAAAAGUUACGCUGCUAGAUGAUAUAAGCGAUAAGGUAAACUCUUCGGCCGAUGAGUGUGGUGACAUUGAAUGCUGCUUUUCCGAAGUGGAUAACAGCGACGCCUACGACUUUAGGACCAAUGGGACCAAUGGACCCAACCUCCAGCAAGCGAACGUUCAGGAAAGCGUCGACGCUGAUAACAGCGGCGACAGCCUAGGAGGCAUUUAUCUCGGACCUUCUCAUUGAUUGGCAACCAUUAAAUGGGACUUUCCAUUCUAGAUGUAAUCGAAUGUUGUUUGGGAAGUAUUUAUGCAUCCUUUGUGUAAGUUUGUGUGAAUCUUUUUCCAAAAAUUGCUCUUACUUUACUUUACUUUCCUCUGUUAAGAUUCCUUCACGUGUAAUUCACUUUUUCGCAAGACACCACGUGCAUAUUUGUCAUGGACUAAGUUACAUAUAUAUGUUACAUAUGUAAGUGUAUAUCUACUUAUGCAUGUCUAUGUCUGUAGUCCACCUGGGCCUGGGACAACCUAUUCUCAUACAAUGCACAACAGCACAGUGACAGAGCAUAAGGCAAACAUAUCGUCUCUGUAGCCAAGAUUUGAUAGUUGGACUAGUAUAGCUUCCCUCACUUAUCCCAUUCCUAUUGUCCGCUCUGUUCGUGCGGCAAAGCUGUUCUUGUCACUUUAAGGUGACUAUUGUGUAAAUCAUAUUGGCUGCUCACUGGCUCAAGUUCACACACUUUUUUUCCAUGCAUCACUCCCAUUUUUGCGCCCAAACUGUCUGCUCACCUCGGGCUGGUGCCAGUGUAAAUGCUUAUGCUUCACAUUAACUAUUUCCAUUUCAAUAAACUAAAAACUGUUAAACAAAAAUGCUGACAGCAGAAAAAUAUAAUUAUGCCGAACUAUGCAAACAAAUUCUUCUGUCUUUUUUUAACGCUCAAAUGAAUGAAUUAAUAGGUGAGGUUCAAAAAUGAUAGUCCAAGUACUAGGUGCAUUUUAUUGUGCUAACUCUACCAGACCAUUCAAAAGCUUAAAUUAGAUAUAUAAAUGAUUGCAAUGUUGGAAAUACAGGCCCAUAAGUAAACCAAUAUACAUGCAUUCUUUUUUUGUUACAGUGUUUAAUAGUUAGAUAAUAAUAUAUUAAUUGAAAAGUAAAAUAAAUUAGUCUACUUUCUUUCUUCAGCAAAGGGUUUAAUAGAAAAAAUGUCUUUUUUAAUAAUGCCAUCAAAGAUUAAAUAUGUACAUACAUAAUUAAUCGUUGAUGCUAUGUUGGUUUUAGUAAUGUUAAGGCAUUUCAAAAUAAAUAGAAGAAGCUCCGAACGAAUAUAUGUACAUGUUUUGAAUUGUGAGCGCUAUACAUAUAAAUCACCCACCACAGGUUAAUAAAAGGCAGGUGAAUAAAACAUUGAUUCUUAUUAAAUCUAAAAGACCAUUUCGGAUAUAUGUAUAUGUAUGUAAAUAUACGUAAGAA
This is a messenger RNA of Drosophila busckii, 3995 nucleotides long. RefSeq names its product potassium voltage-gated channel protein Shaw. Gene Ontology annotation, cellular component: voltage-gated potassium channel complex; dendrite membrane; axon. The record is from RefSeq and is a predicted model, not a curated record. The coding region runs from base 357 to 2771 and encodes 804 amino acids. Gene Ontology annotation, molecular function: delayed rectifier potassium channel activity; protein binding. NCBI's taxonomy places the organism in Eukaryota, Metazoa, Arthropoda, Insecta, Diptera, Drosophilidae. The transcript is spliced from 11 exons. Gene Ontology annotation, biological process: protein homooligomerization; potassium ion transmembrane transport.